GCCAGCGCCCAGCGGGACGCGAAAGCCCGGGCCCAUCACCAUAGGCAAUCACAAUUCCCUUUCCCCUCGCCGCCGCCUCGCUCUCUGCCUUUUCCACCUCCCCCAUUCCCACCCGCCGAUUCACUCACCUUGGGGCCUCACGCGGUCGCGCCUCCAGCCUCCCCUACCCCUACUCCCCUCGCGCCCAGGGAGGAGCCCGAGUCGCGGCGAGCGAAGAUUCCCUCCGAUUGCUCUCCUCCUAGAACUUCCGAUCGGCUCGUGAUGGCCAUGCAGCAGCACGCGGCGUCGGCGUCGAGCUCCAGCUUGGGGCUGCACCUUCUCGCCUCGCCCUCGUCCAUCAGGGAGGCCACCCACACCAAGGUUUUCGUGGGCGGGCUCGCCUGGGAGACCAGCAGCGACAGGCUCCGGCGCUUCUACGAGCGCUUCGGGGACAUUCUCGAGGCCGUCGUCAUCACCGACCGCCACUCUGGCCGCUCCAAGGGAUACGGAUUCGUGACAUUCCGUGAAGCCGAGUCCGCGAGCAAGGCCUGCGAGGACCCCACGCCGGUGAUCGAUGGCAGGCGCGCCAAUUGUAACCUGGCAUCUUUGGGUCGAGCCCAGCAUCCCGUGCCCCCUGGGCGGCCAAGAUCAGCUGGGUCCUAUUUGGGUGUCCCAGUUCCAAAGGCCUUCUAUUUAGGGGGUUACAGCCACCACCGACCGUUUCCACUUGGGUACUACCAAGGAUUUCCUGUUCCCCAGUACAGUUACCCUUCAUAUGGGACCGAAUACAUCUAUCCACAGGGUACAUUAAACUCAUAUUCCGGUCAGCAAUAUCUUCCUAUUUAUGGAGUCUCAGCUGCAGCGAACACAUCCAACCAAGCAUUUAGCCAGCUGAGUCCAUCCGUUUCCGGUGGUGGCAAUGGUUAUUUGUCGGUUCAUAGUUACAACGUGCCUGGAAAUCAAUAUGUGCAGCUCACUGGAUCCAACUUCAGCGGUGCAUCACCAACCGCUCGACCUUCCAUUCAGACUUCUUUUUUAGUAGCAACACCCGUUCCUGCACAUCCACACCUAAUAAUUCCAGCCCCCUCACCCCAGUUUACACAAGCUAGUGGUUCAGACCAAAGUGCAAGUUGAACUGUGCAUCCAAACAUUUGUACCUUGAGUGUUUUGGUUCAUGGCAGGUACCCUUAGAUUGCAGCAGGACUAAAAAGAGCAGUGUUGCUGUAUUCACAGCAUUUGUUCUUGCCUGGCAAGCAAUCAUCCUUGCAUUCAUAAGGUUGUCGUUAUCAUGGUCAACAGAUGUACCUGGAAACCAUGAAGUUGCCCCUAUGGAUGGGGCAAGUGAUCCAAGAGUAACAGUUGCUCUUGCAGUUUCGCUCAGUUUAAAUCGCAAGCGUGAUGGAAAUGUAGCUUAUGCUGGAAUGGAGUCCAGCAUAUGUAAGAUGGAUUAAUCCAAUGGAGAUCAGCCUUCAGGUGAUUGUGCAUCUGAAAAUUCGUGUUGGUGUGUGGUCCCUAGUCCCAGUCACCGUGCACAGGGUCUGAUGAUCAAGAAGUGUGUCCUGUCCUGUACAAGUCUGCAGUCAUCAACUCAUCACCCCGUUGUCUGCAUGACUAGGGCCUGUUUGGUUUGGUGUCUAACUUGCCACACUUUGCCUAACUUUUCUGUCUAAGGUUAGUUUUUCAAUUCGAAGGACUAACCUUAGGCAAAGUGUGGCAGAUUUAGCCACCAACCAAACAGCCCCUACAUUCAUCAGCGGUCAGCCUUUGGACCAAACUCUGGAAGACCUAGCUACUCUCUUUUCCUGAGAGUUACCAGUAAGUGUAUCCAGUUCUGUAUGCAGUCAUCAUCGUGUUGUUUACACCACUGGGUUGUAGCCAGUGAUGAUAUGAUCAUUCGUCUGUACCAAAUUUUUAUUGUUGCAACUAAGGUGUGAUCUAGCGUGUAGUGCUCUGUGUUUGGUGGUUUCAAGUAUAGAGCGCUUCUCUUGUACUUCAAAAUAAACCCGUUUACCCAUGAUGAUGCUAUAUUUAGUAGAUUUCUCUUCUGAUUA
This is a messenger RNA of Zea mays, 2030 nucleotides long. RefSeq lists its product as uncharacterized. The record is from RefSeq and is a predicted model, not a curated record. Lineage: Eukaryota; Viridiplantae; Streptophyta; Magnoliopsida; Poales; Poaceae. Gene Ontology annotation, molecular function: RNA binding. Bases 262 to 1113 code for a protein of 283 amino acids. The transcript has 8 exons.